This is a messenger RNA of Drosophila innubila, 649 nucleotides long. RefSeq names its product ejaculatory bulb-specific protein 3. The coding region runs from base 147 to 515 and encodes 122 amino acids. The record is from RefSeq and is a predicted model, not a curated record. The transcript has 2 exons. Lineage: Eukaryota; Metazoa; Arthropoda; Insecta; Diptera; Drosophilidae.
UUGCCAAAGCUCCUUAGUAUAAAAGUCGGUUAAACAGGCUAACAGCUCGCAAUCAAAGCUGUGCUGUCGUACGCAUCACACACAAAUACACUAAAACUCAGCAACAAGAGCAGCUCAACAAGACAAGACAACAACAACUGGUCAAAAUGAAAGCUUCGUUGGCCAUAUUGAUAGUGUGUGUGUUUGCCGGCUUGGCAGCUGCCGGUCCCCAGAAGGAAUACACCAACAAGUUCGACAACGUCAAUGUCGACGAAGUUCUGAGCAAUAGACGCAUCCUGAGCAACUAUAUCAAGUGCCUGUUGGAGACGGGAGCCUGCACCCCAGAGGGACGCGAACUGAAGCGCCUGUUGCCCGAUGCCCUCCAGUCCGACUGCUCCAAGUGCACCGACGUGCAGCGUCGCAAUUCCAACAAGGUGAUCAAUUACCUGCGCGCCAAUAAUGCCGGUGACUGGAAGAAGCUGCUCGACAAAUACGACUCGAAGGGCGUCUACAGAUCCAAGUACGAGAAGCAUUAAACUUAAGCUUAAACUUAAACAACAAACAAAAAACAGAGCAACAGCAAAAGAUAUUAACUAAAACAUCCUAAAUGUACUCGUUAUUUAAAACUACACAAUAAACAAUUGCAUUUUCUGUAUCUAUCUCAUACCUA